This is a messenger RNA of Haemonchus placei, 375 nucleotides long. NCBI's taxonomy places the organism in Eukaryota, Metazoa, Nematoda, Chromadorea, Rhabditida, Trichostrongylidae. The record is from the annotation of a GenBank genome assembly.
AUGCUCAAAGUCCAUGUGUUGAAAAUCUUGCUCAGUGCCACUACAUUCAUGGCUAGCCUUGAUAUUGCCCAGGGCUUAUCGGCUGAGGGAAACGAAUCUCUCAGUGAGGCACUUCCCGGUGUCGAUCUAGAGAAACGUCGGGAGAGAUUGAAGAAUCUCGGCAGGCUCUACUCUCAAAAGUAUAAUAUGACAAUGGUCAAACAAACACUGGCGGAAGGAGAUUUUGGAAAUGCAACGGAGGGAACAAGCGGACUGGAAACAGAGGACGUAACCACCGAUGUUAGCAACAGCCCUGAGCCAAGUCUAGAAGUGAUAAACGAGAAAGAAGGCAUGGCUGAGUACCUCUUCGAUGGAGAUAUCAACCUUACUGAGUAA